UCUCUCUCCCCUUCCAUCUCCUCUCUUCCAAAAUAUUCCCACACCCACCAACACACAAUUCGCGUUGGAUUACUUCUCCGACAACGCCACCGUCACCACCCUUAUAUUCCCUCUAAAUCAUUUCUUCAUUUUCUUCAUUCCAUGCCAACCUUAAUCACCUCAUCAAUCAUCUCCAAUCAUUGAACAAAUAAUCCCCUUUUAUCCAUUUCAUAAUUUCGUCGCAUGCAUGUUUACACCAACAUUAUUUGAAGAUAUAUACACGCCUCUUUUAAAUCUCAUUAGGCAAGGGAGGAAUCCUUUUUGACACAUAUUGGUGGUGCUUUGUCCUACAUUUCUGAUAUGGGAACAAAAAUGAAGGGGAUAUAUAAAGGAUUCAAAUACGGCAUCACCAAUAUGUUUGCAGUGAAGGAACCAGAAAUGGAAAUUGGGGGUCCCACUGAUGUCAAACAUGUAGCACAUAUAGGGACGGAUGGCUCCUCCGGAAAUGCACCCUCUUGGAUGAAUGAAUACAAUAGCGGGAAUGAUUUUGCAACAACAUCAAUUGGUAAUUCCGCCUCUGGUUCUGAAUCCACCGGCAUGUCUCCAUGGUCAUCUCGAGAAUUUGGCGAUUCCGUAAGGCAAGAUGAGAACUCGACGGAGGCUGCUCCUGUGAAGAAGAAGGAGAGGAGGAAGAAGCCUAGAUCGAAUAAUGUUAACUCUCCAAAAUCAUCGAACGGCUCUUGUUCAUCAAGGCCUUCAAGGCAAGGAAAGCAAAAAACCAAAUUCAUGGAAAACAAUGCAAAAACAACAAACAUCCAAGUUGUGUAGAAUUAAAAGUUGUGAAUUUCAUCCAUUUUCUCCACUUCUUCAAUAAGGGACUUCUUGUUUUGUUCCUACACAUGAGAGUUAAUUAAUAUCCAAUUGAUGUUGUAGGAAAUCUGUGGUAUUUAGGGGGGGAAGGGUGUAUUGUGGAGUAUUAUUGGAGGUGAAAAUGAGUUAAAAGAUCAAACACUAUAUAUAAAGAUUGAUAUGAGAAA
Messenger RNA from Salvia splendens (bonfire salvia), 1016 nucleotides. Its product is annotated as CRIB domain-containing protein RIC10. Lineage: Eukaryota; Viridiplantae; Streptophyta; Magnoliopsida; Lamiales; Lamiaceae. The transcript is spliced from 5 exons. The record is from RefSeq and is a predicted model, not a curated record. The coding region runs from base 340 to 807 and encodes 155 amino acids.